AUGAAGGCCGCCAUCAUCCUCUCUUUCGUCGCCGCCGCCCUCGCCGGCGCCGUCAACCCCCGCGACGGACACUGCGGUGGUGACAACUGCGCCCGCCAGGUCACCGGUACCCGCGACGGCCUGAAGCCCAUUGAGUCCCGCAAGGCCGACUGCACCAGCUUCAUGCGCACCACUGUCGUCCCCGACCCUGUCACCACCACCGUCACCGUUACCGUCGACGGCGAGGCCCCCCACAAGCUCCGCCGCGACGCCGCCCUCGAGUACCGCGCCGCCACCGAGGCCCCUACCGUCGUGCCCGCCUACGCCACCGCCUGCUCCAACGGCGCCAAGUACUCGUCCGCCUGCUCGUGCUGGGGCAUCACCGCCGCCGUCACCACGGCCCCCACGCCCACCAAGACGACGACUGUCACCGUCACUGGCGACUACUGCGAGGACCUGUAA
This is a messenger RNA of Purpureocillium takamizusanense, 441 nucleotides long. RefSeq lists its product as uncharacterized. Bases 1 to 441 code for a protein of 146 amino acids. The record is from RefSeq and is a predicted model, not a curated record. Lineage: Eukaryota; Fungi; Ascomycota; Sordariomycetes; Hypocreales; Ophiocordycipitaceae. The transcript is spliced from 2 exons.